This is a messenger RNA of Passer montanus (Eurasian tree sparrow), 1180 nucleotides long. It is a transcript of the gene SGPP2, whose product is annotated as sphingosine-1-phosphate phosphatase 2. The transcript has 5 exons. Gene Ontology annotation, molecular function: sphingosine-1-phosphate phosphatase activity. The record is from RefSeq and is a predicted model, not a curated record. Lineage: Eukaryota; Metazoa; Chordata; Aves; Passeriformes; Passeridae. Bases 1 to 1143 code for a protein of 380 amino acids. Gene Ontology annotation, cellular component: endoplasmic reticulum membrane. Gene Ontology annotation, biological process: sphingosine metabolic process; phospholipid dephosphorylation.
AUGGCACCUGUGCGGGAGGGGCGCCCCGCCGGGGAGGAGAGCGGCGGCAGCGGCGACCCCGCGGAGGGGUUCCGGGAGCGCGGAGCCUGCAAUGGAGCGGGCGCGGCGCGCUGCCCGCCCGGCUCCGGCCGCGCUGCCCCCGGCGGGGCGCGGAGCGGCCGCGGCCCGCAGGGUUGCACUCAGAAGUAUAUUGUGAAGAACUACUUCUACUACUACCUGUUCAAGUUUUCAGCUGCUUUGGGUGAAGAGAUUUUUUAUAUCACUUUCCUUCCAUUUACCUACUGGAAUAUAGAUCACUCUGUGUCUAGAAGAAUGAUAAUUGUUUGGUCUAUAGUGAUGUACAUAGGCCAGGUCUCCAAGGACAUCCUGAAGUGGCCUCGGCCCCUGUCACCACCUGUCGUGAAGCUGGAGAUGAGGACGAAUGCAGAGUAUGGGAUGCCAUCCACCCACGCCAUGGCAGCCACAGCCAUCUCCUUCUCCUUUUUCAUUGCAACCAUGAACCAGUACAAGUAUCCACUGGAGCUCGGCCUCGCAGCAGCGUUCGUGUUCUCGACGUUGGUGUGUCUGAGCAGGCUCUACACAGGGAUGCACACGGUCCUGGAUGUGAUCGGAGGAGCACUGAUUUCGGCUGUGCUGCUCGUGCUCUUGUAUCCUGCGUGGGACACAAUAGAUCACUUGCUGUUGACCAGCCCCUUCUGCCCACUGUUUUCCAUAGUUGUGCCUCUUGUCUUAUGUUACAACUACCCCAAACUAGACUAUUACAGCCCUACCAGGGGAGACACCACUACGAUCUUAGGAGCAGCAGCUGGAGCAACUGUGGGAUUUUGGUUAAACAACCAGUACGCUGCUUCAGCCUACACUGGCAAAAGCGUUCAGGCCGGGCUUCCUCUGACCACCAGCGCAGCGGUGUUUGUGCUGGCCAGGUUCCUGGUGGGGAUCCUGGUUGUGCUGCUGACACGCUGGGUCAUGAAGAGCGCGGUGCUCGGCGUGCUGGGCUAUCGGUACAAGUUCCCCGUGGGUGACCUGCAGGCCCGGAGGCGCCUGGAGGUUGAGGUGCCCUACAAGUUUGUGACGUACUCCUCCGUUGGCUUCACGGCCACCGUCAUCGUGCCGCUGCUGCACCGGCUGCUGGGACUGAUGUGAGCACAGCUCCUCCUCACCGAGCCUGCGGCACACGGGC